Eruca vesicaria subsp. sativa (arugula) is the source of this 1164-nucleotide messenger RNA. NCBI's taxonomy places the organism in Eukaryota, Viridiplantae, Streptophyta, Magnoliopsida, Brassicales, Brassicaceae. The record is from the annotation of a GenBank genome assembly.
AUGGUGGUUGCUAAUGAUCAUCAUCUCUCUUCCAAGAUUCUCCCUAGAGUUCUCAUCGUCUCUCGUCGGACACUACGCAAAAACAAGUUCGUGGACUUUGUAGGAGAGUACCAUCUCGAUCUCAUCGUCUCAAACGGUGCAGUUCCUGUCAUCGUACCACGUGUCAGCGGGAUACAUUCUAUGCUCCAGAGCUUUGAGCCUAUCCACGGUGUACUCCUCUGCGAAGGAGAAGACGUUGACCCUUCUCUCUACGAAGACGCAGAACACAACCAAGGACUCUCUCAAGAAGACAUGGAGGAGAUCAAGAGGUUGCACGAGAGUGACACGACCAUCGACAAAGAGAAAGACAGCAUCGAGCUGACUCUAGCUAAACUCUGUCUCGAAAGAAACAUUCCCUUUUUAGGCAUUUGUCGUGGCUCUCAGAUCCUCAACGUGGCAGCUGGAGGAACUCUUUACCAAGACAUUGACAAGGAGCUUGGAACUACGACGAAGCAUAUAGAUUAUAACAACUACGAUGAGCAUAGGCACGAGGCUAGAGUUGUUGAGGAGACACCGUUGCAUAAAUGGUUUGGUGAGAUGGAUCAGAUAAUGGUGAAUUCGUAUCAUCACCAAGCUGUGAAGAGACUAGGGGAACGUUUUGUUCCCAUGGCUUAUGCUCCUGAUGGUUUGAUAGAAGGGUUCUAUGAUCCGAACCGUUAUGAUCCAGAGGAAGGUCAGUUUCUGGUGGGUCUGCAGUUUCAUCCAGAGAGGAUGAGACUCUCGGGAUCUGAUGAGUUUGAUUAUCCUGGAUGUGCUACUGCUUAUCAGGAGUUUGUGAAAGCUGUGACUGCGUUUCAGAAGAAGCAACUAGACGCAGCAGAGAUUGUGAUGGAGCUGAAGAUGAAGAAGAAGACGUUAGUCAAAAGCUUCUCCAUGGCUGAGCUUCUAGAGGCAAACACGGUUCUAAGCCAGAAACAAGAGAAUAGGUUGAAGCAGAUGGGAGCAACGGUGAGGAACUCGUGUGUGUAUAUGAAGAGGAUGAAAAGGAAAGAGGAGCAAGAGAGAGCAAUGGAUAAGUUGUCCGAGGAGCGUUUAUCUGAGCUUCUUUCAUUCCACCGUAUGAUGGCUCGUCUUUGCUCUGAUGCCAUCAAGAGGAAGCUGCUGGAACCUGAAACUGAGACAUAG